Phragmites australis (common reed) is the source of this 1758-nucleotide messenger RNA. RefSeq names its product protein YABBY 3-like. The transcript has 7 exons. The record is from RefSeq and is a predicted model, not a curated record. Bases 542 to 1438 code for a protein of 298 amino acids. Gene Ontology annotation, cellular component: nucleus. Gene Ontology annotation, biological process: abaxial cell fate specification; cell fate commitment; polarity specification of adaxial/abaxial axis. NCBI's taxonomy places the organism in Eukaryota, Viridiplantae, Streptophyta, Magnoliopsida, Poales, Poaceae.
GUUCUCAACUUCUCAUGGCAUGCAUGGCAUGGAGAGAGAGAGAGAGAAACCCGUCGCCUAGCUAGCUUGCUAGCCGCAGGUGCGGCAGCCAGUCUCUCCCUCCUUGUUGACCAAAACGCCCCCACCCUUGGCAGUCUCCCCUCUGCUUAUAUCCUUCCUCUCCUCACCAAUCAAACCGCUCUCUUCUUUUCUCUCUCUAGUUCCCCAAUCGCAGCAGCAGAAACAACAGAUCCAAUUUAUACUAGGUUCCAUUGCAUCACACAUCAGUCACCCCAAACCAUCAAAUCACACGCCCAUCAAAUCACAGAGGCAAAUAGGAGAGAGGGAGAGAGGAGGAGAGAGAUACUAAAGCAAUCCAUCAGGUAGCUCGCCAGCAAUCGCGUGCCGCCUUUUCCACUCACGUACACAACCACGCUCGGCUCUGUUCGUUCGUUGCCGCGUCAAAUCGAGCCAAGAAACCAGUUUGUUGCUUCGCGUGCUGUGCUGUUGCCACUACCAGAAGAAGCAGCGAUAAUCGAUUGGCCGGUGGUUGUUGGUCGGCAUGUCGUCGUCCUCCUCCUCCUCUUCCGCGGCCUCCGCCGCCGCCGUGUUCCCGCCGACCCCGCAUCCGCAGACGCCGCCGCCGCCGCCGCCGCCGCACCAGCUCUCGCCGUUGGCGGCGGCACCCGCCUCCGAUCGCGAGCAGCUCUGCUACGUGCACUGCCACUUCUGCGACACCGUCCUCGUCGUGAGCGUGCCGACGAGCAGUCUGUUCAAGACAGUGACGGUUCGGUGCGGCCACUGCAGCAGCCUGCUCACCGUCAACAUGAGGGGCCUCCUCUUCCCGGGCACGCCGCCGAGCACUGCCGCCGCCGCACCGGCUUCUGUUACUACUACCACUACCACUACCGCCACCUCCAUCACCACGCCGCAGACGCCGGCCGCCGCUGCGCACCACGGCCAGUUCCACUUCCCCCACUCGCUCAACCUCGCGCCCAACCACUCCAUCCUGGAUGAGAUACCGAGCGCGAACCCGAGCCUGCAGCUGCUGGAGCAGCACGGCCUGGGCGGCCUGUUCCCCGGCAGCAGGAAAGCGGCUGCGCCGCCACCGCCCGCGGCGGGGAAAGGGGCCAAAGAGCCGUCGCCGCGCGCCAACCCUGUCGUCAACAGACCUCCGGAGAAGAGGCAGCGCGUGCCGUCGGCGUACAACCGCUUCAUCAAGGACGAAAUCCAACGCAUCAAGGCUGGCAAUCCCGACAUCUCGCACAGGGAGGCCUUCAGCGCGGCUGCCAAGAACUGGGCUCACUUUCCACAUAUCCACUUCGGCCUCAUGCCGGAUCACCAGGGACUCAAGAAGACCAGCCUCCUACCUCAGGAUUACGAGAGAAAGGACAGUCUUCUAAAGGAAGGGCUCUACGCAGCGGCGGCGGCCGCCAACAUGGGGGUUGCUCCAUACUGAUCAAGCCUAACUAGCUAGCAAGAUGGUACUGUGUCACCUGCUGAGAGUCUCCUUAACUACUGGCUCCUAUCAAGCUAUGAAGCUAGGGCUUCCUUCCUUGUUAGCACGAUGGUACUGUAUCACCUGCUAAGUGUCUCCUUAACUACUGGCUCCUAUCAAGCUAUGAAGCUAGCUAGGGCUUCCUUCCUUGUUAGCACGAUGGUACUGUGUCACCUGCUGAGAGUCUCCUUAACUACUGGCUCCUAUCAAGCUAUGAAGCUAGGGCUUCCUUCCUUGUUAAUUACUACUACGAACCUCUGUCCUAAUGACAUAUAAUACGA